Messenger RNA from Dipodomys spectabilis (banner-tailed kangaroo rat), 1787 nucleotides. RefSeq names its product retinol dehydrogenase 11 (gene Rdh11). Bases 64 to 1020 code for a protein of 318 amino acids. NCBI's taxonomy places the organism in Eukaryota, Metazoa, Chordata, Mammalia, Rodentia, Heteromyidae. The record is from RefSeq and is a predicted model, not a curated record. The transcript is spliced from 7 exons.
AGAAGCCAUAGUCUUGCCGGCCGCGCGGAAGGGGCCAUUCAUCCCGGGCUCGGUCCUGCAGAGAUGGUCGGGCUCCUGCUCCUGCUCCCGCUGCUCCUGCUGCCCUUUGUCCUGUAUGUGGCUGCGCCCCAGAUCAGGAGGAUGCUGACCUCUGGGGUGUGUACAUCUACUGUCCAGCUUCCAGGGAAGGUAGCUAUAGUCACCGGAGCAAACACAGGCAUUGGGAAGGAGACAGCCAAAGAACUGGCUCAAAGAGGAGCCCGAGUAUAUCUAGCUUGCCGGGAUGUGCAAAAGGGAGAAUUGGUGGCUAAGGAGAUCAAAGGCUUGACCGGGAACCAGCAGGUGUUGGUGCGGAAACUGGACUUGGCUGAUACUAAGUCUAUUCGAGCCUUUGCCAAGGACUUCUUAGCAGAGGAAAAACACCUCCAUAUUUUGAUCAACAAUGCGGGAGUGAUGAUGUGUCCCUACUCUAAGACAGCGGAUGGCUUUGAGAUGCACAUUGGAGUCAACCACUUGGGUCAUUUCCUCCUGACUCAUCUGCUACUCGAGAAACUGAAGGAGUCAGCCCCAUCAAGAGUAGUAAAUCUGUCUUCUUUGGCCCAUUACUUGGGAAGGAUCCACUUCCAUAACCUGCAAGGGGAAAAGUUCUACAGUGCAGGUCUGGCCUACUGUCACAGCAAGUUAGCGAACAUUCUCUUCACCCGGGAACUGCACAGGAGGCUGAAGGGCUCAGGUGUAACAGGGUAUUCUGUUCACCCCGGCACAGUCAAAUCUGAACUGAUUCGGCACUCAACUGUCAUGAGUUUGAUGUGGUGGCUUUUUUCCUUCUUCAUCAAAACUCCUCAGCAAGGAGCCCAGACCAGCCUGUAUUGCGCCGUAACAGAAGGUCUUGAGAGUCUAAGUGGCAAACAUUUCAGUGACUGCCAAGUGGCAUGGGUUUCUUCCCAGGCUCGAAAUGAAACGGUAGCAAGGCGGCUAUGGGACGUCAGCUGUGACCUGCUGGGUCUCCCAGUGGAUUGAUGGGUCAUCAUGGUUAGACCCAAAAGAAGACAAUAGCAGAGAUGUAAUGUCCUCUGCGAAAAAUCUCCUCUCAAGGUGGCCAAAACUUUGACCACAAAGACCAGAACUUUCUAGCCUUGCUUGCUUCAUGUCCACUUCAAACCCAGUACACUGCCAGAUUUAUCCAGACUUAACUUUUUUCCUGUUACCUACCAGAGUUCCUAGCUAUGUCAUUGGAAAAGACACCCUUCCUAUGUCCAGCACAGCUCAUAGCUUCCUUCUGAGACCUAAUACCUAAAAACAUCAAACCUUUGGCAGGGUUGAUGUAUGAAGAUAUGGGCUAGUUUCUUCAUUCUUUAUUCACAACAUACUUCCUUACAUCCAACCAGUCUUCACUUUGAGUGACUUUGCAACCUCAGCUGAGUUCCACAAUUCACAGUGGCUGCAUCACCAACACUGGAAUUCUUUCAGGAAAACUUACUGCAUCUGGAUUGUGGCCUGGACUUACUACUUAUCCAGACAGCCCAACUCUACUGUGGUCCAGGCACUUUCCCAUGGCUAAACCACAGAAGAGCUUCCUUUCCUAAAAAGUUUGCGAAAUUUGAGGGAAGGCUGUCAUUUUCCUACAGUAUUCUCAGACCAAUAAGCAGAUAAAAUAAAAAGAGCAUUAUGAGAAGAUAGGCCUCUUGGCUUCAAACUGACCCCAGACCCAUGGAAACCUCCCUUUUGUGCCUUAGUCUCUCUUAGAAAACCAUAAAAAGAAAUGAAAGACUUUUCAGUCAUUGUAU